AUGAAGCAUUUCAACUUCUUCGAGGGCACCUCGACAGGCUGUGAUACCAUCAUCCAAAUGCUCAAUGAAGAUGAUAAGAAAGUCAAAGAUGAAAUGACCAAAAACUGGCGAAACCACAAGCUAGAAGAACUGAAGUUUGUCGGAACGCUUGGCGCUCUUCUCGCCAGCUGUCUCAGCUCAACGAGUUCAUGGCCGGAUGUUCUACCAAACGGCAAGUCUAAACCAUGGCUUGUAAGAGGAAUGUUAUAUAGUGGCCUCAUACUCGCUCUCUUCUCGGUUGUUGUUGCUGGUAUCCAGAGUAUGAGGCUGCAUCGUCUGUCGGCACAUCCUGACGGUCUGGAGAUGAUACGGCAUAGUCUCGGCCGAAGACGUCGAUCUGACAAUAAGGCUCUACCUAGUUGGCUAUAUGUAUAUGCCUGGGAGUUCAGUCUUGCCUUUCUGGUGUUGGCUGUCUUGUUUAUGGUGAUCGCAACGUCCACACUCAUAUGGAGUGCCGCUGCCUAUGGACCCUGGAAGCCUGAGGGUGCAAGCUGGUGGGAUGGCAACGCCAAGAUGGCGGUUCUUUUCACGUCUGUCUUGACACUGGCCGUUGUGUUCCUUAUCCUAUCGCAAGGCGCACUGUCGAAGAGUAAUUUCUUUAGGAUAUAG
Messenger RNA from Fusarium coffeatum, 648 nucleotides. RefSeq lists its product as uncharacterized. Lineage: Eukaryota; Fungi; Ascomycota; Sordariomycetes; Hypocreales; Nectriaceae. The transcript is spliced from 3 exons. The coding region runs from base 1 to 648 and encodes 215 amino acids. The record is from RefSeq and is a predicted model, not a curated record.